This is a messenger RNA of Cercopithifilaria johnstoni, 2178 nucleotides long. NCBI's taxonomy places the organism in Eukaryota, Metazoa, Nematoda, Chromadorea, Rhabditida, Onchocercidae. The record is from the annotation of a GenBank genome assembly.
AUGCUAAAACAGCAAGGUAUAAUAAAGAAAGUGAAACUAGUUAGCGAAAAAAGAAGAAGCGAAAUAUGGGGAAAAUUUCUGACGCAACAAGGGGAAUACACAGAGUGGUAUUGUAUCAUUCAAAGAAACUGUAUAUUGAUGCGACAGAUUUAUUAUAAAUCACCGAUAUUAUAUUCCUGUGGAUUUCGCAAUAGCUGUAAUAUUGUCGAUGCUUGCAGUCUGCCAUUUCAGGAUGGAAGCUCGGGUGUGAUAGUGGCAGUGAACGAUGAACAAAAUGAUGAAUAUUUUCUGGCAUAUUAUAGUGUCAAAAUGUGUAGAAUUGUCAAGAAAAUAUUAAUGCGCAGAAAGAUCACUAAAGUUGUAACAGUUCUGGAUGCAACAAAAAAGAAUGAAAUUGAAUGUUUGCAUGAAAAUUUAAAGAAUUUUUCACACCUGAUAGCAGUUGGCACCUAUGGUGGAGACUGUUUUUUGGUACAUUUUGGAAUCGAUUUGCCAAAUGAAUCUGAUACGGAAUUGAGAAAGCCACCCUUUUGUAGCAAUUUGUGCAAACCAUUUGUUUCUGAUGGACGAUUUAAUUUCGUGGCCGCUAACGGUGCAACAUAUCCUGUUAGUGUCGAUGAAAUACACGUCACAGCAGUGACUUACUUGGAACGAUGCAAAACAGUUGUGAUUGGUUUUUCUUGUGGUGCUUUUAUCACUGUUAAUCUUUUUAAUGGCAAUGAUGCAUCAUAUUAUUACUCGUCUUCUCCAGUUUACAGCUUUUCAUGCCAAGAACCAAUGGAUGAUCCACGUCCUGUAUUAUACCUCUGGGUUGCCUAUUCUAAAGGAAUGCAAAAAAAUCCAAACGCAAUAUUAUUUGUGAUUAAUUUUCCAAACGAUGAAGGACAUCCUCCUAAUGAGUGGACUUUCAAUGAUUUAGUGAUUAUAAAUUACCUUACGUGGUGUCCUGAAGAGUGCAUUGAAUGGCUUUCUUUCCGAACUGUUGUAUCAUCUCCUUCCAGAGAAUAUGCUACAAGGAAUAGCAUUUCGGAACGAUUAUUGAGCACCGAGGAAUCAUUUCUACGUGUAAAUAUGACUGAUACUUCGCGCAUAUUAAUGGUUUGGAAAACUACUAAGAACACUAUUAAGGGUGCACUUUUCGACUUGAACGCCUUUUAUUACAAACGCUUGCCUCGACAAGUCAUUUUUACAGAACGAUAUAUGAAGCUUAACCCUUUCCUGUCCUUGUUUACAUUACCGAUCGCAAAUGAUCAGUUAACUUGUCUUGAUUAUUUGGUAAAUUUUUCUGGUGUCUGGCAGCACCAAAGUCCAUAUAGCGAAACAAAUGACUUUUUUAUAUUUGCACCAUCAUAUUCAUUCGAAAUUAUCACGUUUGAUGGGAACCGCGAAUUUACGAUAUUCGUGCCGUCUAUGCAGAAAGUUGUAUUAAAAUGGCUUGAUGAAAAUUUCGAUGAUGCAAUUGGACAGAAGUCUGAUCUUGCAUGCGCAUAUUUGAAUGCAGUUGGUCUUGCAAAAACACCUGCUGAUAUCUUCGAAAGCAGUCAAACGUCAACAGUGCCGCUAGAAAAUGAAUCCGUAAUCAUCUCAUCACUACUAUUUAAUGGUCAAAUCAACGAUACACUUAAAAAACAUAUUAUCGCGUGUCCAAGCUAUGAUACAAUCCAUCAGAUCGCUUCACUUAUAUGGAAAGAAGUCGUUAAUGCAAAACAAAAAUUCGAUGAACUUUCAGAGCCAUGGUUUGAUCGUAUUCCGCGAGCAUUAUCAGCUGCAGACAUGUACUGGUUGCGAAACAGUGCAGGAAUUUUUCAUUAUGCUGCUGAGCUGUUUGCUGAAAUUUCGAAAAGAGUACCAUCAGAAAAGAUUGCAGAAGCAACUACUUCAAAUUAUAAUAUGGUGGCGUCUAGAAAUUUGGUUUUUUACACGAAUGUAGUGUUUCUUUUCCAUUAUGUUGGAUUGCUUCCAAUAAAAAAUUACACUGCUGUUAAUGCUCGCAUGAAAGCAAAAGUGGAUGAACGUAAAAAACGUUUAGCUCCAGGCAGUAAGCUAUAUAUAAUAAAUUUGCUGGAAGAAAUGCAAAGUGCUUGUCCUAACGAAAUUUUUUGGUCUGGUCUAACUGCCGAUGAAUGGUAUCCACCGAAUUCAAUUGGUGUAAGUUCUAGUGAUACUGGGAACUUUUGA